Fragaria vesca subsp. vesca is the source of this 1641-nucleotide messenger RNA. RefSeq lists its product as uncharacterized. The transcript is spliced from 6 exons. Gene Ontology annotation, biological process: mitotic spindle assembly checkpoint signaling; meiotic sister chromatid cohesion, centromeric. The record is from RefSeq and is a predicted model, not a curated record. Lineage: Eukaryota; Viridiplantae; Streptophyta; Magnoliopsida; Rosales; Rosaceae. Gene Ontology annotation, molecular function: protein kinase activity. The coding region runs from base 1 to 1641 and encodes 546 amino acids.
AUGGCCAACAACGAUCUCUUCUCAUCCCUAAUCUCCGACAUCAAAUCCUACUCCGGCAAAGACCCUCUUCUCCCUUGGCUAAGAGGGAUCCGGAAGCUUCAAGACUCACUCCCGCAGAAGGUUCUAGAAGAAAAGCUCCCCCGGUUCUUGCAGAAAUGCGCCCAGACCUUCCAGUACGACGAGCGCUACCGGAACGAAGCCCGGUACCUCCGAGUCUGGUUGAAGCUGAUGGAUUUUGUGGAGGAUCCGAGAGAGCUUUUGAGGACGAUGGAGGCGAAUCAGAUCGGGACGAAGCACCCUAUGUUCUACCAGGCGUAUGCUCUUUACUAUGAGAAGAAAAAGAGGUUUGAGGAGGGUGAGAAAAUGUACCAUUUGGGGGUGCAGAACCAUGCUGAUCCCAUUGAAGAAUUAGAGAAAGCAUAUGAGCAGUUCCUGCAGCGCAUGGAGAGACACAGGAAAUGGAAACACCAGGAAAAGAGAACCACAAAAAAAGUAUCAGAUAGGAGUAGAGUCUCUCGAAUUAGUGGAGAAAGGAACAUUGAAAAGGAAUGCAGGAUGGGAGAUAGGCCUAGAGAAACCCGGCAUGAUGGAACUAGAAGUAGGCAUCAAGUGACUGCUGGAGGGGUGUCAGAUGAACGGAGUAUGUGCAGCGACGAUACAGUAUUGGGGAAGUUUGUAGGCACUGCCAUUGUUGGAAAAUCUGAAGCAGAAGAUGCUUGUCACCAUGGACUGGUGGAUCCUACUAUAAACAUGAAAGAGGCCAUGAGUGCCAUAAAUAGUAUGUUUCGAGAGCCUUUAGAGAUGGCUCCGGUUAGAAGAGGGUCACGCCAAUCUCAACAAAAGGAGAACAAUACAAACAAUGGAUUCCAGGUGUUUGUUGAUGAAAACUUGGAAAAGGGAGGCAAAUCAAAAGAUAAAGGUGUGGUGCAGCAAAGUAGAGAACCUUUGAACAUUUUCAUUGAUGAUGAUCAAGAUUGCCUCGAGCAGAGUGAAGUUCAGAAUAAGAGAGAAGAUUCUUCCCCAUCUGCUUCACAUGAAAAUGCUUUUGUGUUUCUAAAUCCGAAAGAUGUUCCGAGUGAAAGUCCUAAUGGUGAAGGUUCAUCUAGACCAAGAUUUAGAGAGGAUACAAUGAUGGUUCGUAGGAUUGUUGGGACCACCAUUUCAGAGGACCCGCAGGUGGAAAACGCUUGCCACCAUGGCUUAGUUGAACCAACUAUCAACUUAAAGGAGGCCAUGGAUGAUAUCAACAACAUGUUUGGCAAGCCAAUAGAUUUCGUAAGAAGCAGAAGAGUUAGAAGGCAGGACAAAGUACCAGAGAAGAAACAAGAUCUUGGCGGGUUUUGUAUACUUCCUGAUGAUGAAGACGAUAGCGGUGAUGAUAACUUGGAACAACAACAAGUGCAGAAAAUGAAAGAUCUACCUGGAAAAUCAAAAGAUUCUGAUCUGUUUGAGACUACUGUUUUCACAAAGCAGGCCAUGGAUGAUAUCAAUAAGAUGUUUGGAAUGCCACUGACUUUAGUCACAUUUCAACUGCAAUCUCCCUUGUACUUGAAAUUUGGUAUUCUCAAUGCAAACAAAUUGUUCAUUUCUUUCUGUUUCUGUGUGUUUGUGCUUUCUAGACCAGUUCUGUCCCUCAUCUAA